GCCAUGUGGUAGGCAGGCACACACAUAGACGCUCUUUGCACAAAUACGCACACACACAGACACACACACAUACAGACACACACGCACAUGUAAAGGACAAAUCCUGAGAGACAAGAGCUCUGUGUGGAAGUGAGAGAAGCGCAAGAGGGGGAGGGGGUGGUCGGGUGAGGAAACACUCACAUUCACAUGCUCUCUCUCUCCCUCAUACACACACACACACACACACACACAGAACUAGAGCAGUGAAGAGGAGAAGAGAAGAGCUGGGAGGCAGGAGGGCUGCUGAACAAAGCAAGGGAAGGAGAGGGGAGUCCAUGGGAGAGCAGCAGCCGUGAAAUGCCUCGACGGGAGCCUGCCAGCUACUCCUGUAGCCACCUAAAGGUGUUGAGCUCCACCUGAGGAUGGCAGGAGAUUCUCGAGUCCACAUGGACCACGACAUGGAGAUAGGAGUCACACCCACAGCGGUGCAAAAGCUUCCUAAACACAUGCGGGAGGCCCAGAUCUCCACUGAGCGCACCCACCUCAUCGCCGACCCCAUCAAGAAGCCCCGGCAACGCUAUGUGCAGAAAGACGGCAAGUGCAACGUUCACCACGGCAACGUGCAGGAGACCUACCGUUACCUUAGCGACCUGUUCACCACCCUGGUGGACCUGCGCUGGCGCUUCAGCCUCUUCAUCUUCACUCUGGUCUACGUGGUCAACUGGCUGUUCUUCGGCCUGCUGUGGUACAUCAUCGCCCUGAUCCGAGGGGACCUGUGGCACAGCGACGAGGAGGGCUGGACCCCCUGUGUUGAGAACCUCAACAGCUUCGUCUCGGCCUUCCUCUUCUCCAUCGAGACGGAGACCACCAUCGGCUACGGCUACCGCGUCAUCACAGAGAAGUGCCCUGAGGGCAUCAUCCUGCUGCUGAUCCAGGCCAUCCUGGGCUCCAUUGUCAAUGCCAUGAUGGUGGGCUGCAUGUUCGUGAAGAUCUCCCAGCCCAAGAACCGCGCCGAGACGCUCAUGUUCUCCCACAAGGCGGUGAUCUCUGUGCGGGACAACAAGUUGUGUCUCAUGUUCAGAGUCGGGGACCUGCGCAACUCCCACAUCGUGGAGGCCUCCAUCCGGGCCAAGCUGAUCCGCUCACAGCAGACCAAGGAGGGGGAGUUCAUUCCUCUCAACCAGACGGAUAUCAACAUCGGCUUCGACACGGGAGACGACCGUCUCUUCCUGGUCUCCCCACUCAUAAUCUCCCAUGAGAUCAAUGAGAAGAGCCCCUUCUGGGAGCUGUCCCAGGCGCAGAUGGACAAGGAGGAGUUUGAGAUUGUGGUCAUCCUGGAGGGCAUGGUCGAAGCUACAGGGAUGACCUGCCAGGCCCGGAGCUCUUAUCUGGACAAAGAGGUGUUGUGGGGCUGGCGUUUCACCCCGGUCCUGUCUCUGGAGAAGGGCUUCUACGAGGUGGACUACAACAGCUUCCACGACAUCUACGAGACCAACACGCCAUCGUGCAGCGCUAAAGAGUUAGCCGCUACGCUACGAGAGGGCCAGCUGCUCCCCACGCUCUCUCUGCUGACGCCCGAGCCCCCCAAACCCUACACCCUGGACCCCCUGCCCACCCACAACCCUCUCACCAAAGAGGUGGACAAAGGAGAGGAGGGGGAGAGGGGGGAGAUCAACGGCUCAGCUGCAGCUUUGGAAGACCAGCCUACACUGGACUGAUUACUUCAGAUAAGCCAAACCAGAAACAAAGUUACUAAAGACUAUGCUUAAUUUAGUCAAUGGCCAGCUUGUUCCAUUGCAUUGCUUGGAGAUCAAAGAUCCCCCCCUCCCCAUGCAAUACUUCUCUAGAGUGUCAAUCUAUAGUAUAUAUUUGUUUUGUAUACACAAAUACACACAAACACACACACACAUACACACACACUUAUACAUAAACGUACACAUAAUAUGCUCCGGAUUGGUCGUAUUGUCUUUUUAUAUUUGAGGCGACCACAUAUUUCCAUUACAGUAGUAAUAGUUCAAGUGAUAUACUGUAACCUGAAGUGGAACAGUUAGCCAUGACGAACGAAUAUCACAGCUUACAAAUGAUCCAAUAUCCUCAUUUUAGAGGUUGUUGAUUCUGCUGAUCGAGUAUUGAUUCCAUCUCUUGGCUAAUAUCGCCCCACGUUGCUCCCUGCUGCUUCUAACACAGUGACAGAAUAUGUGCGGACCAGAUCAUUAUCUUCAAUUCUAUCACGCUUUGUUAUUACUCCACUACGGAAACUCUUAACUGAAGGCAAUAUGUACGCAGCCGCGCUUUAGCACUCCUUCGUUCCUGUAGGCAGGAAUUGGAGCUCAGCUCAGUUCAGCUCGCCGCUAUAGAUCAAGCUCUGUCUCUUUGUAUUGGGUACGAUUAGCCCCGUUUCGCAUUUUGUCCAAUCACCCUCGCGUUUCCACUGUCAUGCUUAAUCGCAUUACGUGUGAUGAAUAUACUAGAGCAAAACACAGGGCCCAGACAGCCCCUCAGUAUUGGACCCAGAGGAACGGGCAGUGCCUCAUUUUGAUACUCAUGAUACAUAAGCACAAGUUCUGUGACCCUGAUAUGCCCCCCCUUCCUUCCCUCCAUCCCUGUCCCCCCUCCUGCCCCUGACUGGUGCAUAUUUUAGUGCAGGGUUCUUCAAUUCCGGUCCUGGAGGGCCGAAACACUUCUGUUUUUAUUUCUACCUGGUAGUUAAUUGCA
Messenger RNA from Coregonus clupeaformis (lake whitefish), 2694 nucleotides. RefSeq names its product G protein-activated inward rectifier potassium channel 4-like. Gene Ontology annotation, biological process: potassium ion import across plasma membrane; regulation of monoatomic ion transmembrane transport. The transcript is spliced from 4 exons. The record is from RefSeq and is a predicted model, not a curated record. The coding region runs from base 402 to 1697 and encodes 431 amino acids. NCBI's taxonomy places the organism in Eukaryota, Metazoa, Chordata, Actinopteri, Salmoniformes, Salmonidae. Gene Ontology annotation, cellular component: plasma membrane. Gene Ontology annotation, molecular function: G-protein activated inward rectifier potassium channel activity.